This is a messenger RNA of Symbiodinium natans, 1203 nucleotides long. The record is from the annotation of a GenBank genome assembly. Lineage: Eukaryota; Dinophyceae; Suessiales; Symbiodiniaceae.
AUGGCCGAGGGAGAGGAUCCGACCGUGACAUGGGCUCGCUCCUUGAAGUUGCAUGCGGCGGUCGAUGCUUUCUCCCCUGGCGCUGCGCACCGCUCUUCAGACUCACGCAGCCAGCUUGGGCUCGACACCCUCGUGGCCGUCCUACCUGCCCUGCUGCAGCAGCCGCAGCUCAAGGCUCAGCACCGUGCCUCCCUGGCGAUGCGGCUGAGGCGCCUCCUGCACGAAUGCAUCUCCAUCGGUGACGGCCCCUCGCUUCGGGCCUGGGACACUGCGCUCGCAGAGUCCACUGCGGCCACGGCUGUGCCCCGUGCUAGCAUUCCGGAAGGCCACAGUGCUUGGGGCCCAGUCUUUGGCUUCCUCGCCUUCCUCGAGGUACUGGAGUCAGGGCUUCCUGCCGUGAGCCGCAGUUUCGCUCGGCUGGCCUUCAAUGCCGCCACGUGGGAAGGCCAUGAUGUCACCUUCCACGAAGUUCACUUCCGAGACCUUGCCCGUACCGGCUGGUGCAGGGCCUUGUCGCUGCUGCCCAGCAUUGACCGGGCCAGGAGCGUACGGUUGGCGAGCUUCAGUGAUGGAGCCAUCCGGCGCAAGGCGGCCACGGCACUCCUGGAGGCCUGCCGCGAAGCUUGCCCACAGGUGGCCGUGCUUCCUUGCAGCUUCUGCGAGGAGCACCAUGGUGAAAAGGUUACCCUACCAACGCCGCGAUGUCUGCGUGCAGAGAGGCAGUCCCAUGGCAGCAAAGGCGGUGGCCUCCUCCUCGGCACUGGGCCUCUCCGCCGCCACAGCAACGGCACCCGCAGCUUCGCCGUGGAGCUGGAGGUCCUCUCAGCCGGUGAGCGUCUGGACAUUGGCGUCACGGCACAGGCUCCUCACGACCACUGGGGCGGAGGCGAAUUCGCCCUCGCCCGCCGCGCUCGGCCCCAGGUGGCCUACGCCGAGGAUCUGCUGAGCAGCUGGAUCGUGGAGUCCUCCGGGCUGCUUGUCGGCAGCCAUGCAGGCCUACGUAUCCGAGACGAGCGAUGGAACGCUCGCAACCUUAUGGCAGGCGACAUUCUGAGGCUGACAGUCACUGAAGUUGGGGAGAUUGUGCUGGACGUGAACGGGGACUUGCGCGCCCAGUGGCGGGCACAGAUUCCUGCAGAGACGCCCAUUUUCCCGGUGGUGGACCUCUUUGAGGGAGCGCCUGUGAUCCGGCUCUUUCCAUAA